Messenger RNA from Toxorhynchites rutilus septentrionalis, 8888 nucleotides. RefSeq lists its product as uncharacterized. The transcript has 6 exons. The record is from RefSeq and is a predicted model, not a curated record. Lineage: Eukaryota; Metazoa; Arthropoda; Insecta; Diptera; Culicidae. The coding region runs from base 992 to 4249 and encodes 1085 amino acids.
UUUUCAGUCCAACUCAGUUCGUUGCUCGGAAUGGAUAUGUAAUAAAAAGCGCGUUGUCUGUGAUGUGUCCGGUUCGUGAGGCUAGUUUUUUGAGAACAAAAAAGAAAAACAUACGUUCCAAUGCCGUGAGUUGUUCUAGAUCGGUACGAUUUGUGUUGUUGGCAUACUGAGCGCUAUUGCUAUGGUUCGUACUAAAGUUAAUCGCAGUUGUGUUCUUUGCAACGUUUAAUUACAGUUGAUCGUGAGUUGAUCUUUAUAGCCAUUUCCACGGAAGCAUCCUGUGAUCGAUAUUAUUCUUAGAAACCAUAUGCAUAACGCUAACCAUGAUGCCGAGAUCAUUUGUGUACGUUUGUGGCCCUUCAACUCCAUUGAUGGAUGCUGUCUGAUGUUUGUGGAUAAAUCAACCAGUUCUGUAUCAAGUGGUGAUGGGUGAUCAUUUCGAAACGCCUUAUUUAUGAAUCAACGGGAUUCGAGGUUUGUGCCAUUUCGUGCUGUUUUGGCUUAAUUGAGCCAAUUAAGAUAGUGAGAUGAGUGGGGGAGUGAAUGAAAGGCACACAGUUGCUUGGUUACCAUACCAGUAGUCAGUGAAAAUUCGAAUUUUUAUCGGCGAUCUGUAAUUGCUCUACAGCAUUCAGUAAUCACCGCUGGUCCGUUAAAGUGUGGAUGAAACCAGUUUGACCGAAAUAAAACAACUACCGAGUGAAGAUUGUAGUACAAAAGAAGAGAAAUUCAUCAUUGUUUUCGAAAAAGGAAAUUGAACAUGUCCCCAGGAUAAGCAGAAAUUUGGUUAUUUUGGUCCAUAACGUGAUGUGAUGUAUUGCUAUGGUCAGGGAAGGCUAUAUUGUUUAAUGGUCUGAAUGGAACCCAGCAGUGGUAACGACUGGAGAUCCCAAACGGGACGCUCAUUCAAUGAAAGGAACUUAAAUUGUGCUAUUGUGUGAUUUAUUAAAUGAAAGCUAGUCCUGUGAGAGAGAAAUAGAGUUUUACGACUAUGACGGUUCAGUCGAACUUAGAUUCGCCACAGCUGCACCACCGGGCGGCCAUGGAUCGCUACCACCAGCACCAUGAUCCGGCCUACAACAUCACCAGCGCCGAGACGGAUGAUUACAAUAGCGAUAAUAGCAUUGCGGUUCUACAGCAUCAUCAUCGUUACAUGCCGUCCAGUUCCAGCUCUUGUGAUAACACCAAACAGCAUCCGAUGCAGUGCUCCAGUGUGCACGGAUCGUGUGAUGAAAAUACCCCUAGUGUAUUAGAUAUUAAUAUAGAUAAUAAGAAAAUAACACUAUCCAAUCCAAAUAAUUCGAGACUGAACUCACCCGCCCGGUUCGAGAAUGAGCGGAAGUACACUAAUCACAUCGAGGUGUACAGCGAUAGCACCAACAAAUUGGAAGAAGAGAUUUCUGAAGAUGACCGAGGACCACCGCUUCCCCCGCGACCAGCGCCGAGAACACGAACCCUGCAGCGAGUGGAAAGUGCUCCUACGGCUUCUGGUGUGCGGAAAUACGUCAUCUGGUGUCUGAUAUGUGGGGGUAUAUCCUGCCUGUUAGGAAUCCUGUUCCUAGGAAUAUAUUUUCUGCUACGAUCGUAUACCAGUACCGUUGGUUACUUCGAAACUGUGCCAACGUUCGUUCCCGCUACACUGCUAAUGGUCACUGGAAUAUGUAUAAUGAGUUUGGCGAGGCGGAGGAAUCGUUACAGUUAUCUGAUAAAACUCUCCGGGGCCUGUGGACUCGCAUCGGCCCUCACGUGUGCACUGGUUACGGUUACCACCACGGUGUUGCACAUGAGCCGGCUUCAGGUACUCCGCGAGUGCGAAUACACCCAGAAGACUCGCACCUGUACGUGCUACUCGGUAACAGCUGAGAAGCAGGCGGAAGGAAUCGACGACAACGUUCGCUUCGUGUUCGAUUCCACCUCGGACUGCGGGGUUGUCCACGGGGCUUUGUAUUCCUGCCUGAGGGCCGUAUUUGGCCUCUCGGUCGCCGGAGUCCUUGUGGCGGUUUUCAGCUGCAUGCUAGUCUAUCAACUGUUAAGCCACGAACGUAAGAAGAUGUACUGGGAACAAUUGGAGCUGAGGUGCCGGUCGUUGUACUCUGGCCAACCGGGUCCGUCAGUGCUACCUUCCGGGUCGAUGCUGGGAGGAGCCCGAAAUGGAAAUUGUCGUUGUUGUGAGCAAUGCCAUGCUCAUAGAAACGUGAUGCCGUCGGCAUACCCGUGGGAGGGAGAUCAGCGAUUUUGGGCCCCUGGACAGGCGGGGAAUUUUUAUUCGCCUAACCCUGGGGGUGAGGAAGCCGCCGGAGGGAACCGGAUGAACCAAAACGGACGAAGAAUGCCGGGCUGGAGCUGGCCACGGAUGCCGUGGCAACGGAAUGAUUCCCAACGGAUGUCUCCCCACAGUCCCGAUUCUCAGUAUGGGUUUUCGAAUAGAACCAAUGGUGCGGAUCCGACGUCUAUAGCGAAUAACCAACCUCGGUAUAACGUGAUCGAGCAACAGUAUGGUAUAUGGGGACCACCUCCACCAUAUAGUGAUCCAAACAGUCCAGCCCGAAGAGGCCGCUAUCAGUAUAUCCAUCCAACUCAAUGCCAGCCAAUGGGCGAAACCAACGCACCGCCCACCAACAUCGCUAUUUUGGAAUGUCACCAACACCCAAUGGCUUCCGAGAGCCACGCGAAUCAUCAGUUUAAUGGUUCAACUCAACAAAAUGGUUUCCGGAAUCCUGGGAAACGUCAAGCAUUCAAACCAGCGAAAGAUAACUAUGAAAACACCCCAUCGGAUAGUGAUGGUCCAAGAGAUCGAUUCUCGAAUACCUUACCGCUGAGAAAGACUAAAAAGCGUGUAGAAGCAGGGGCGAAAAGUAUCGGUCCUAAUCAACCGGCCGCACGAGUGAAUGUGCAGAAUGUGUUCAACGCUAAAUCGUCGAAUGGUCAACAAAACUCCGUCGAAACUUCCGAGAAUGAAUAUAACGAACCUUCUCUGCCAAGUAACGAACCAAGUUGUAGUAGUCAGCCGGCGCAGAUUCAUGCUAAAAGCAAGAGGAUAAAGGCGGGCGUUGAAAACACUGGUUUUCAGACGGUCGAAGCUCUAGAGGCUGAUGCUAUGAACGGUAAAAUUAUGGAACCGACCGAAUCGGAAGUUUAUUUCGCUGAUGUCAGUAGUUGUUGUAAUAUGUCGGUGAAAAACGACAAUUACUACGAAGAUGCUAACCAAAGACGCAAAAAUAUGAAGGAUAAAAAUAUGCAAAUUCAGGAACAGGAACAAUUCAAUAAGGACCAAGCCGAUGAGUAUAUCGCACAGAGAUUUGGCAAACGAGAGCCAUCCGUCCGCAGCCGGUUACCCUUCCCGCAGAUUAUUCCGGAGGCUUACGAGAAGCCUAUGGUUAUGCCCCGUCCCUCCUUGAUCCAUAAAGACAUCUCGCGGCAGAGCAUGUGUUCUGUGGAGUCAGGCGAGAAAACCGAUUACACCGAUUUGUCUCCUGCCACCCCAAGUACAAAUUUUCCAUCGGUGACGUAUCCGCAGCAGGAAUUUAACAAUAACUUCAACGUGCCAAAUCAAUCCAACGGCAGCAGCAGCACUGGUGGUGGUCAUCCCAACGUUCCGGUCGAUUUCUUGUCAGAGCCCAACAGCUCAAACUUCAUUGCGUCCUAUCCAUACUCGUCAAACGAACAAAGCCAGGAAGCCCACCGUCGCUCGACGAAAAAUUUGCAAGACAUCUUUCUGGCACCUGACUCCCAGUACGAGGUAAUCAAGGAUACCAGUAAGUACAAUGAAUCAACUCCGCUAACUUUGUCCUACAUGACCCAGCAGGACAUGUCUGCCCAGUUUGCCUAUCUGCCGAGUAAGCUGCCACCUCCACCUCAGUCACGUGAUCACGUCAGCUUCCAGCAGCAACAACAACAACAACAACAACAAACCUCACAACAGCUCAAGCCGAAGUCCCCCAAGAACCUGAAUAUAACCCCAAUAAAGCGACAAAGUUUGGGCACCAACAUAAGCUCCAUCAUUCAGAAUCUCAGCGGCAGCGAAUCGGGUUUGCUGUAUCCGGACGGACGACACAGCCAUAGUCAGGGUUCGCCCGGCCUGCAAGUGGCCAGUGGCGGCAGCAGUAGCAAUUCUGCUGGUGCGGGAUCAAGUGGGCUGCGGGAUGUGGAAUGUAACAACAACCAGGGAGUUCUAGAGGAUGAUGGUAAUGGUAGCAGCAGCAAUGACGAGAACGACGCCUCCGAUCUAGGCGAUCGACAACGAUUGUGAGAUGAAGUAUUCGUGUGAGUAGAUGGUUUUUGAAAGCACACACACGCUCCGGUUACGGUUACGCGAGAAUCUUAUAUAGGGUAGAUAGGAGCAAUAUGGUUCCCCUAAGAACGAAACGUCCUAAAUCAUGUAGGAAGAUUUAUAAAUUAGUCUAAAUGUUAAAAUCUCACGAUUUGAAACCUUAUUGAUCGAUGUACACUGUACGAAUAUGCUUUAAAAAAAAAUUAUGUGGAAAAUUUGCUUCAAAAAUGUGUUCCAUUUCCGUCGAUCGUAAGCACUACGGGGAAAAAUGGGCCACCAUGCGGGGCAAUAUGACCAUGUUAGUUGAUUCACGUGUAUUUCAUCGGAUUGCAUUCAACAUGUACAAAAAAUAACAAUGUUAUCAAAGUGAUCGGACUGCAAUGGCGGGUUACUAGGUUGUCACCCCUCCACAAUAAUUAGUUUUUGUUUUUGAAUGAAAAAUCAAACUUAUCUAAACAAGAAACGUUGGUCACUGGAACUGACAGUUACACAAAAUAAGAAAAAUAAUAAAAUGCGGUUUAUUUGUGGAUGUCGAAAUGUGACUCAAAUAAAUCUCAUGGAAUAAAUAUCGUUGGUAGCUGAGACCGACAUUGAUAUUGUACAAGCGUAUUCGCUCUCUUGUUGCGGGCUCAAUGAAAUGGCCAGUAAUAACGGUACGGGGCUCAACGUAUUGAACAUGUCUAACCCAUCGUUGACUGUAAAUUAAUUCAACUCUGGUAAGCCUCUCCACAAGAUGACACAGAAACAGCUACAAAUUCACAUUCGGAACCGAUUCUGGAAGUCCCACUUCAUGAUGAAUUGUAACACAUCCAAUGCAAUCUCAAUGAUGACUUCAUUAGAAUUAAUUCCAGCGGCCUUCAAAUGACUACGGAGACUUGGUCACUCUAAUAUUCCCUUUUCCAUCGUUGGAUCGGGUCCGGAAGGUCUUUCGCCUGGUUUGCUCAGCUUAUGAUUAAUUCUCCUUUUAGUAGAAAAUUUGUUAAAGGUUGGAUUUUAAUAGAACCUUCUUAAUGGCCGUUUCGACAAGACUGUUCCUUUCAACAGUGAAAAAAUAUAUCAGUGCUGGUAGAAGGGACUGUGAACUUGGUCCAGUAUUUGAGUGGUACAAUACUUCAGUGGCUGUGAUCAGCUCAUAAAUUGAGCAUUUAUGUAGCAUUAUAAUGAGCACUCCAUCGAGUUUGCGAGUUUUUUUAGCAACACACCUGUAUGGCUCAGAAACAUCAGGCAGCAAUUAGUUAAACUGUGAAAACCAGAUUAAGCAGUUCUAAAAAUGUCACACAUUGUAGAUUCUUUGCAAAAUCAUGUGGUCGUCAUGAACCCAAAGAAUUGUCUACAAACCCAUUAAUGUUUUGAUGAUUAAUGCUGAUCGUCCCAUCCGCCCCGUCUACACUACGCUACUGGUCUGACCAAAUUGUUCAAGAGUAAAAACAGGACACGUUAGUCAAAAAAAAAAAUUCUAAUAUUUUUUGGAAAAUGUUAUUGAAUGAAUAAAACCAAACAAACAAUCAUUCUUAGAUGGAACGGCUUUGUUCCCUAUUACAAAGGAAAUUAUAAUUCUUCUAAUAAUUGUCCACUCAUCAAACAAAAUGUUUUCAUCUAUCUGAACAGGAAGUUUUUACUGAUGCUACUUUGGAUCUCUCUCCAUUCAGGAAUAGAAUUUGAUACAAUCAAUGAACUCUGUUGUUUUCCUCCUAGACCACCCUUCCAAUUUUCAAUGUACUCCAACGCAGUAUCGUAAAACAUUUCCACAGUUUCACAUUCUGCGAAAUAUAUACCGGGACUUGUGUUUUUAAAGCAAAUGCUUCAUUUAUCAUCUAAAUUUAUAUUAUCGCCUUCAAAAUAGGGACCUUCUGAAACAUUACAAUUUUUCCAACGAACAAUCCAGUCAUCGAAACACUUUUUAUAGCUGUAUUCAGGAAUUGCCUACCCUUUAUGUUUUCAAUGCUGUUGAAACGGGUCCCACGAAGCGGUAAUUUGAAUAUCGGAAAUAGGGAAAGUCACACGGGGCCAUAUCUGGAGAGUAAGGUGCUUAUUGAAUCACAUUCGUGUCAUUUUCAAAAUUCGUUCAUAAUGAUUGAUCGAUGAGCUGGUGCAAAAUCCAAGUUUUAUUCUUCCACAAAUCUGGCCGUUUGUGACGAGUUUUCUCUUUCAAAUGCCCCAUAACCGCAAAUUGACCUUUUGGUCCUUCUGAAGGAAUUCCGGACGGGCAACACCACGAAUAUCGAAGAAAACAUUCAGCAUUAUCUUCUCUUUUGAUACGAUUCUCUUCACUUCGACGUGGUUUUUCGGAUUCGAUGCGUUGGAUUAACGUGGGAUCACCCGAUUGAAUUUUUGAAAAGAAAUCGUUAAGCAAAAAAAAGUUAACUUGUUCCUAAUGACGCUGUGAACAAACCAAAUGACAGAUUGCGCUCAUAAUUGGCAUUAAGACAACCGACAGUAAUACCAACUUAAAACAUAGAAAAAAAAUGGAAAAUGUUCAGCGGGAGGAUUUAAAAUUACAAAUUCCCGGUAAAUAUUUAACAGAAUGUAUGAACUCAGCCUCCUGAUCAAAAUACGGUACAGAAUGCAAAAAAAUACGGGACAAUAAAAAAAUGGUCGAAGAAACGGUACUGUCGCGUUAAAUACGGUACGUUUGGUCAGUCUCAUAGGGUGUCCUGUGGAAGACUCUAUAAUAGUUAUUCCGUGCUCAGCACCAAGCGUUCAGCUGAAUUUACCAGCAAUUAAAAGAAAUAACCGGCUAACUGGUUUUGGCUAUUGAAAGGGUGAUAAAUACCAUUUCUUUCGGCCAAAUCACUCGCCAGCUUCCGAAUUUCUUUUGUCGUAAUACCGUAGAACCGUUGUUCCAUAGAGAUAAUAUAAUCUACAAGCUCGUUCUCUUGCUCCAUCUUAAAAACAUUACUAAAUAAUCCGAGCAACUGGAACUGCAAAGGAUCUGCACAACGCAAAAAACGUUUAAGUGUUUCUCGUGGGACACAAUGCACUAAGGCUGCAUGUCGCACUGAGGUAUCACUAUUCACUGCUUAGAUGGCCGCGUUCAAGCUAAUCUGUGACCACUUUUUACGAUCGGAUGUUCUGGUUAAUUGUGCACCAUGAUUCCACAUCUAACUAUUUCCAACUAUGUUUACAAAUUUUGACAACUGUAUUUACAGGUUAUGUUGAAAAAAAUACCUGGUCAUACUGCCCCAAGCAGUUAUGCCCAUUGCGCCCCGUACAUUCACGCUCAAUAAAACUGAAUUGCUCUUCCACAUGAAACGGCAAAGCAGCGCAAUAAAUGAGUCGAAAUGUUCAGAAAUAAUACCAGUACGAUUUGAUAUAAAGAACAGAGUCAUUAAUUUCAGUAUGAAGCGUACAGAGCUUAUUUGGUUGACUGCUUUUUUAUAUGGUUUUCGUGAUAAUCAGUCAGUGUGAAAUUUCUCUCAAUAUCUUUAUAAAACAAUUGAAUUUGAAUAUAGUUUUCACGGAGACACAUAAUAAGAGUAUUUCUAACACAAUUGUUGGGAAAUAGAUGUUAUUGGUUCCAUAACAAGCCCAAACAAAAGGUGGCCCAUUUCGCCCCGCCUGGUCAUAUUUCCCCUAUCUAUCCUAUAUGUAUUUUGAGUUUCGAUUGCGACACGAGAUACGCAUCAAACCAAGCAAAAAGCGUGUUCCAAUAGUGUUAACAACAGCUGUAUAGUGAUAGUUCCCUCCAUCCUUCCCCAAAAAAAAAAAAAAAAAAGAAACUGAUGAUUGUUAACGUUUGAAAGCGAAAAGUUAUACAAUGUGUUGCAUAAAGUAGUUCUUAUUUGGCCAAUUUAUUCAGUAAGCUUAGCGAAUAACACAAUAGACGGUAGGCAUUUAUGCAAUAACAACCCCUUUCGAGUGGGAGAUGAUAUUUGUCUCAUAAAGUAGUGUAAUAUGGAAUCCCAAAUGCUUGGAAUCACCAUCGGUAUUCGGUAAAUAUAGGACAUCAUGUUGGCAACAGUGCGUAGCCUAAUUUUUCCCAACGAGCUUCAGUUAAAUAUUUUUAGAAACAUUAUUUCUUUCCAACUAUGUUGUAAAUCAUUCAAGUAUCAUUUGUGUUAACAAUGAAUAGCGAUAAUAGUUAUCGAUAAGCUCUCGAUUUCCGCAAAUUGUGUGAAUCUAGAUUGUAUCUCAUUACACAAAUUUAGUUAAUAUGGUAUGAAUUAAUCUCAAGUCAGCUAUUAUUUCAAUUUUUUCUGUCAAACUAAUAGCUUAAUUACAGCGUACGAUUUGUAGAGAUAAUUUUCCAUUACACGAUCGGUUGAUUAUGUUCAUGGAAAUGAAACAAAGAAACGAACUACUUGGUAGUCUGCAUGUUUUAUACGACGUGAGGUACGUUAAAAAUAACAAUGAAUAAAGUUUUUGUAAUUUAUUUAGUACCAUAUGAAAAUGUUUAUAGAUUCUUUUGAAUAUAUAUAUGUUUCGGCUAUUCUUAUUAUAAAGGCAUUUAUUAAAACAACUUAAGCUUCUGUUUUACGAAAACUCACGAUUCGUUUGUAGAUAUGUUGAUAAAUAUAAGCAAGCAAGAGGAUAAUGCGCUCAUGAUAUUCUUAUACAUAAAAGUGAAUUGCGACAGUGGUACACAAAACCAAUAAAACAAUGAAUUUAAUUAUUUGAA